AUGUCUGGGUGGUACAAGCUGAACUCCAAGACUGGGAAGAAGGAGAAAGAGCGAGGGGACAUUCAGGUGACGGUGCAGUUCACCAAGAACAACCUGACAGCCAGCAUGUACGACCUCUCCCUGGGUAAGGACAAGCCCCGGUCCACCUUCGGCAAGAUCAAGGACCGCAUCAAGGGCAAGAAGAGGAGCAGCAAGGACUCUGAUGAAGACUCCGCCUCCACUAUUGGGGGCGGCUACGGCCCCGUUUCCCGCAUGAGGAACCGGUUGCCGAGCGAUGGCGGCGGGGAGGAAGACUACGAGGACGAUGAAGGGGGGGAGGGGCGGAGGAGUAAGAUGAGGAACUUCUUCUUGCGAGGGAAACUGAGGAAGUCGUCCGAUACGAGGUCGAGCACGUCGCUAGGGUCGGAGAGUAGUGAGUCGUCGUCGAGGGGAGGGAGUCUCAGUCCCACCGCUGGGAUCUCUGUAGUGGUGUCUGACCUGUCUAACUCGCCUAGCAACAGCAGCAACUUCACAGCAGACAGCCCUGAUCACACGGCAGAGUUGUCUCCCAAGCUGGCCUCCUAUACAUGUGAGUUCACUGACGAGUCUGGAGAGAUCAACAUCCCUGUGCCUCAGCCUGUCUGCAUCAAUGGAAGCCAUGUGUACAACACCACCUUGGACCCUUGCCCGGGGAACCCUGUAGUACCCUUAGAUCCUCUAGCCCUGGUGAAGAAGAACCUGCCUCUGUCCCAAUCCCUCCAGAACCUCAACCAGCGGAGAGAGGAGCUCCCUGUCCUCCUCCCUAAAGGUCCCGCUGCGGAUGGCCGGCGCUGGUCCUUUGACAAGGCAGGGAAGGAGGAGAAGGUGGCCAUCGCAGCGGCCCUGGAGCAGGCUGGCCAGGGGAUGGGCGAGGGGGCCAGGGAGGAGUCGGACAGAGACAGCCGGAGCAGGAACUGUCUGGAUGAGUCUGAACAGGCCUCGAACUCUGACUCUGGCCCGGGCGAGAAACACAAAGGAUGGUUUGGAUCAAAGGACAACCAUAACAAACCCAGCCCGGUGGUGUCACCUAGCUCAGGCUCUCACCUCAUCCCCCAUACCCCUGGUCUCACCCCCCUUACCCCUGGUCUGCUGUCCUGGGGCCCCCCUCACCUCCCUGUAGAUCCUAACUCACUGGGCACCCCACUCCAUCACACUAACCCCUUCAGCCCGUCUCCUCCCCUCAUGUCUCCCUCCAACCCGUUCCUCUCUCUCCUCCAGUGUAACCCUUUCUACGAGGAGCUCCUAGCUGACCAAGCUCUAAACCUUAACUCUGCCCAGCCCCAUCUGCCUCCCUGUUGUUCUAGCUUUACCUCCUAUAUCUCAGUAGCACCCCAAACCUGGUCUACCAACCCUAACCCGGUACCCAUCCUGCCCCCAACCCAAGACAGCCCAGUCACACCAGACUGCACUAACACUGGUAUGAAAAGAGCCUCCCUGAAACUUCCUCCAGAAGAGGAGAGCGCCAACACUAAGGAUGAAGAAGAAGAAGAAGAAGAAGCAGUCACACCAGACUGCACUAACACUGGUAUGAAGGAACAAAGAGCCUCCCUGAAACUUCCUCCAGAAGAGAAGAGCGCCAACACUAAGGAUAAAGAAGAAGAAGAAGAAGCAGUCACACCAGACUGCACUAACACUGGUAUGAAGGAACAAAGAGCCUCCCUGAAACUUCCUCCAGAAGAGGAGAGCGCCAACACUAAGGAUGAAGAAGAAGAAGAAGAAGCAGUCACACCAGACUGCACUAACACUGGUAUGAAGGAACAAAGAGCCUCCCUGAAACUUCCUCCAGAAGAGAAGAGCGCCAACACUAAGGAUAAAGAAGAAGAAGAAGAAGCAGUCACACCAGACUGCACUAACACUGGUAUGAAGGAACAAAGAGCCUCCCUGAAACUUCCUCCAGAAGAGGAGAGCGCCAACACUAAGGAUGAAGAAGAAGAAGAAGAAGAAGCAGUCACACCAGACUGCACUAACACUGGUAUGAAGGAACAAAGAGCCUCCCUGAAACUUCCUCCAGAAGUGUCCUCUGCUAACUCUCCCUCUGUGAGGAAGACAUGCCCUCUGCUAACUCUCCCCUCUGUGAGGAAGACAUGCCCUCUGCUAACUCUCCUCUGUGAGGAAGACAUGUCCUCUGCUAACUCUCCCCUCUGUGAGGAAGACAUGCCCUCUGCUAACUCUCCCCUCUGUGAGGAAGACAUGUCCUAUGCUAAGGCUGAGACUCCAUCAUUCUACACUGCGACUGGCCCAGACAACAUGGCUGCUUUAGACUUGAUGGGGGAGUUCUCUGACGAUCGAUGCUCGGCCACUUGUGAUGAUGUCAUCCGGUCAGACACAAUAGAUCGAGCCACAUCCCAUCUGGGAGCCACCUGUGUUGUUAAAGAGAAGACCACAUCCCCUGCAGCAAGGAUAGACUGGCCAAUCGGCAUGGACUUAGAAUCAUAUAACUCAGCAGAACUUUCCAAUGUACUUCUGUACUCUGUCAGGUCUCAAGCUCACAGUCCACUAAAAACAGUUCAGUCCACUACUGGGACAUCUAGUGGUGAGAAGGUCAAUGAAGACAUUGAGGAUUACAGAUCAGAGGACCAAUACUCAGAACACCCUCGUGUGGAGUCCGUUGUAGUCCAACAUUCUCUCUCAGAAGAACACCCUCGUGUGGAGUCCGUUGUAGUCCAACAUUCUCUCUCAGAAGAACACCCUCGUGUGGAGUCCGUUGUAGUCCAACAUUCUCUCUCAGAAGAACACCCUCGUGUGGAGUCCGUUGUAGUCCAACAUUCUCUCUCAGAAGAACACCCUCGUGUGGAGUCCGUUGUAGUCCAACAUUCUCUCUCAGAAGAACACCCUCGUGUGGAGUCCGUUGUAGUCCAACAUUCUCUCUCAGAAGAACACCCUCGUGUGGAGUCCGUUGUAGUCCAACAUUCUCUCUCAGAAGAACACCCUCGUGUGGAGUCCGUUGUAGUCCAACAUUCUCUCUCAGAAGAACACCCUCGUGUGGAGUCCGUUGUAGUCCAACAUUCUCUCUCAGAAGAACACCCUCGUGUGGAGUCCGUUGUAGUCCAACAUUCUCUCUCAGAAGAACACCCUCUCCAACGGUCCCUCUCAGAGGGCACAAGGAGGAACAGCGUUGAGGACCUGACCCUGUCGUUCGGCAGCGACCCUGGCGUUGUAACCCCGGGGUCGUCGUCCUUUGUCCAGCAGCAUGACACUUCUGACCUCCUCGCUGCCUCCUCCUUCUCCGCUCCUUCCUCUCUAACUGCUGAACGUAACACAUCUUCCCCUCCAGCUCUCUCCUCUCUCCCUGCCCCGCCCCCUGCUACUGUGAGGUCAUCAGUAAGCACUGUCUCGGCCGCAACCCUUUUCUCCACUGCACAGCCAGUGAUUGGUGCAUCGCAUGCUGGCAUGCCCCAGGAGACACAUCCGCCAGCCAAUCAGCAGAUCAGUGACGCGUCUUACUGUAUGUCCCUUUACAGUCCUCACCCAGUGAAGCCCCUGACCCCAGAGGAGAAGAGGCGAGCGGAACUUUCUGAGGGGCGGUCGGUGCUGGACAAACUCAAGUCCUCUAUCCACCCGGGGAGGAGCAGCCAGCCCACCGAGCAGCAGCCUGAGAAGAAAAAGUCUCUGACGGAGGGAGCUGGGCCUUACUACCACCUGACCCACAGUGAGCUGGUCGCCCUCCUCCUCCAACGGGAGGCAGACCUACACCGGCAGAGGGUGGAGUUUGACCACCAGAGGGCGUUGCUAGCGAAGCGGGAGGCGGAGUUGAAGAAGAUGAAGCCUCAGGUUAGGGAUCUGGAGGACUACAUAGACACGCUGCUGGUUCGCAUUAUGGAGCAGACUCCCACCAUCCUGCAGGUCGGCACCAAGCUCAAGUGACCGAGAGAGGGACUGAUGGAAUGGGGUUCACAGUUUGGUUCCAGAAGAGCACUUCACCAUUUCACCUAAAGGAGAUUGGGACACAUGAAGAAAAAGUCAAGCCAUUGUCCCGUUAUUCUGUCACAACACUUUGCUUUGUUGCAAUGUUAUUUAGUUGUUGUUUA
This is a messenger RNA of Oncorhynchus keta (chum salmon), 4046 nucleotides long. RefSeq lists its product as uncharacterized. Gene Ontology annotation, cellular component: early endosome; mitochondrion; recycling endosome. The transcript is spliced from 7 exons. Gene Ontology annotation, biological process: regulated exocytosis. Gene Ontology annotation, molecular function: small GTPase binding. The coding region runs from base 1 to 3882 and encodes 1293 amino acids. The record is from RefSeq and is a predicted model, not a curated record. Lineage: Eukaryota; Metazoa; Chordata; Actinopteri; Salmoniformes; Salmonidae.